Molecule: messenger RNA, 615 nt
Organism: Dissoconium aciculare CBS 342.82
Lineage: Eukaryota; Fungi; Ascomycota; Dothideomycetes; Mycosphaerellales; Dissoconiaceae
Exons: 1
Coding region: 1-615 (204 amino acids)
Molecular function (GO): protein binding
Source: RefSeq, a predicted model, not a curated record
AUGGAGACCCCGGAGACCUUCCGCCAGUAUGAUCUCAAGUUUGACAUCGCAACAGAUACGCUCAGCUGCUCCGACCCGAGCGUCGCAGAAGACCUCGAGGAUCUCAAUCGUGUUCACCGUGGAUUUCUUGCACUAGAAAACCAGGCAGGAGUUCCUCCACCUCCGGCACCUGUCAACCCCAAGAGAACCGUGCAAAUCACGCGUCUCAAGGAAGCUGGAAACGCGGAGUUCAAGAAGGGAAAGAUUGCGGAGUCUCUGAAAAUCUACGAUCUUGCCAUUCGCAUGGCUGGUGACCGACCUCCGUGGGAGCCAGCUGGCCUCGUGCGGGAGGAAUUAUACACUUUACUCAACAACCGCGCAGCAGCGUUGAUGGCACAACAGGAGUGGCCUGCGGCGGCAGGAGAUGCAGAGGCUUCGGUGGAGCUCAAACGGUUAGGAAACAUCAAAGGCUGGUGGAGGCGAGGGCAGUGUCUCCGUGAGAUGGGUCGCUUGGAGGAGGCCGAGGAGUGGGUACGAUCGGGGCUGGAAUUUGAACGUGCAGGUCCUGAUCGGGCUGCAAUUGGGGAACUGGAGACUCUGGCGAGGGACAUAGCCAAGGCAUUGGGCAAGUCAUAA